AUGGCGAAGGAGCAUUCGGGCUCGCCGAAGCUCCUCCAUCUGGAGCUGAAGAAGCGCCGCCUCACCUCCGUCCUCGGGGUGAGCGCCCUCUGCGUCGUCUUCUACAUCCUCGGCGCCUGGCACAACGCCUCGUCCUCUUCCAAUCCCCCCGCCGCCGCCCUCUCCAAAACCGGCUGCCCCACCGCUACCUCCUCUUCUUCCUCCUCCUCGGCGGCGGCGGCCGAGGUGAGCUUGGACUUCGCGGCGCACCACAUGGUGGUGAUCAACGAGACGGCCGCCGCCUCCGCCGCCGGGGAGUUCCCCGCCUGCGACAUGAGCUUGAGCGAGUACACGCCAUGCCAGGACCCGAAGAGGUCGAGGAAGUUCGAGAGGAGGAUGUUGAUUUACAGGGAGCGGCACUGCCCGGAGGAGGAGGAGCGGCUCCGGUGCCUGAUACCGGCGCCGCCGCGGUACAAGAAGCCCUUCCGGUGGCCGGAGAGCAGGGACUACGCCUGGUACGACAACAUCCCGCACAGGGAGCUGAGCAUCGAGAAGGCGGUGCAGAACUGGAUCCAGGUCGACGGCGACCGCUUCCGCUUCCCCGGCGGCGGCACCAUGUUCCCCCGCGGCGCCGACGCCUACAUCGACGACAUCGCCGCCCUCAUCCCUCUCGCCAGCGGCUCCAUCCGCACCGCCCUUGACACCGGCUGCGGCGUAGUCCCCCCACGAUCUCCAUCUCCAUCCCCGAUCUGUCUUCUUCUUCUUCUUCCUGCAACUCUGAACUUUGUUCGCAGGUGGCGAGCUGGGGGGCGUAUCUGCUGAAGAGGAACAUCCUGGCCAUGUCCUUCGCGCCGAGGGACACCCACGAGGCGCAGGUCCAGUUCGCCCUCGAGCGCGGCGUUCCCGCCAUGAUCGGCAUCAUGGCCUCCCAGCGCCUCCCCUACCCCACCCGCGCCUUCGACAUGGCCCACUGCUCCCGCUGCCUCAUCCCCUGGUUCGAAUACGGUGCCAAUCAUCCUCAUCUCUCUACUGUAACUUCUCUUUCUCUCUUUCUCUCUCUACUGUAACUUGCUCUCUCUCUCUCUCUCGCUCUCUACUGUAACUUGCUCUGCAGAGGGGCUGUACCUGAUGGAGGUGGACAGGGUGCUGCGGCCGGGGGGGUACUGGAUCCUCUCCGGCCCGCCGAUUCGGUGGAGAAAGUACCACAAGGGCUGGGAGAGGACCCCCGAGGACCUCCACCAUGAGCAGGACAAGAUCGAGGCCCUCGCCCGCCGCCUCUGCUGGACCAAGGUCGUCGAGAAGGACGACCUCGCCGUCUGGCAGAAGCCCCUCACCCACCUCCUCUGCAACUCCUCCAAUUCCCCCCCCUUCUGCUCCUCUGACGCCGAUGCCGACGCCGCCUGGUAGGAGCCACCCACCCAUCCUCUUCUUCCUCCUCCUCCGGCGCCGGCGACGGCGACCCACCGUGGUUUCUGGGUUUUUGGGUUGUUUACAGGUACAGGAAGAUGGAGAAGUGCAUCACGCCGCUGCCGGAGGAGGGCCGCGGGGAACUGGAGAGGUGGCCGGAGAGGAGCAAGGCGGUGCCGCCGCGGGUGGUGCGCGGCGCCGUGGCGGGGGUUACGGCGGAGGGGUUCCUGGAGGACGGCCGGCGGUGGGCGGAGCGGGUGGCGUACUACCAGCGGCUGGCACCGGCGCUGGCGGAAGGGCGCUACCGGAACGUGAUGGACAUGAACGCCGGGCUGGGAGGCUUCGCGGCUGCGCUGGCGGCGCUGCCGGUGUGGGUUAUGAACGUCGUCCCGGCGGGCGGCGCGGAGGUGGCCGACACCCUGGGGGCCGUGUUCGAGAGGGGCUUCAUCGGGACAUACCAGGACUGGUGCGAGGCCUUCUCCACUUACCCCAGGACCUACGACCUCCUCCACGCCCACCGCCUCUUCUCCCUCUAUCUCCACAGGUCAGAGAACAGCACAGAAACAGAAACAAGAGAGAGAAACAGGAGAGAGAAAGUAGACCAGACCCUUUUCAUGUCUUUGCUCUCUUUCGUCCGUUGUGCAGGUGCGAGAUGAGUGAGAUACUGCUGGAGAUGGAUCGGAUGCUGAGGCCGGAGGGGGCGGUGGUGGUGAGGGACGAGGUGGCGGUGCUGGUGAAGGUGCAGGGGAUGGCCGAGAAAAUGAGGUGGAGGACCCAGAUCUUCGACCACGAGACCGGCCCCUUCAACCCCGAGAAGAUCCUCGUCGCCGUCAAGACCUACUGGACCGGCGGCGCAGCCCGCGACCCCCUCAAACAGUAG
This is a messenger RNA of Spirodela intermedia, 2266 nucleotides long. The record is from the annotation of a GenBank genome assembly. NCBI's taxonomy places the organism in Eukaryota, Viridiplantae, Streptophyta, Magnoliopsida, Alismatales, Araceae.